Messenger RNA from Darwinula stevensoni, 748 nucleotides. Lineage: Eukaryota; Metazoa; Arthropoda; Ostracoda; Podocopida; Darwinulidae. The record is from the annotation of a GenBank genome assembly.
AUCGGACAGCCCUGUCCGAGGGAAUAACCUCUCGCGUGAUGUGUGCAGGCUUACAUCUGCCCUCAUGGCUUGCAUCUGCCCUAGCCUAACAUAUAUAUAAAGAGGGAUUAGGUCGCCAAAAUGGCAGGAAACCUCCGAGCUCCUCAGUGGAUCCUCCGCUUCGAUUACAUUUAUGUCACCAAGUCGAUUCGCGUCUCGCCGGAACUCCAGCUUUGAGACAGAAAGAUGCCAGGGAGAAAAGCGACCACGCUCUGGACGGGGCUCUGCGUCCUCCUGGUCGUCACCGGGCCGCGCUCGGUCGCGUCCAAGAGAUUCACCCGGUGCGAGCUGGCUCAGAAGCUGGCCGGGCUCGGCUUUCCCCGAUACCAGCUCGGCGACUGGGUGUGCCUCGCGGAGAACGAGAGCGCCCUGGACAGCUCCGUCCGCGGUCCCGUCAAUUGGGACGGAUCUUACGAUUACGGCAUCUUCCAGAUCAACAACAGAUACUGGUGCUACCCGAACGCACCGGCCGGCUGCCGCGUCCCCUGCCAAUCUCUGCUGAACGACGACAUCACGGACGACGCUCAGUGCGUGAGGAUGAUCUUCGACGAGUUCCAGCGGCUGAAAGGGAACGGAUUCCUCGCCUGGGAGGCAUGGAAAUCCAAAUGCCAAGGAAGGGAUACUGCAUCCUACGUGAAGGGAUGCGGGGUCUAGAUUCCAUUCCGGCCGAUUUUCAGCGAACUUCAUGGAGCCUCGAGAAUAAAAUCGU